AUGGACAGUCCUUCAAAUGCUCUACUGUCCUGUCGGCAGUUGGUCCUCACUCCGGCAUCGUCUCCCGAGUCCCGACGUCUCAAUACGUACUCCUACACCUCAUGUAAUGAGCCCUCCCAAGUCGAGCAAAGAAAUCCAUCACAUCAAACCGUUCGUCGUCGGGCCGUUUCCCUAAUCGCCACCCAACUUCUCUCCUCCAAGUUGGCAACACCCCAAUUCUGCCUCGUCGAAUUGCCGACCAAGGCCGUCAACGUUGAUCUUGUGCACCCUAUGGCGCCGGCUCUGCAUGCCUCUGCGGCCAUGCUCGCGCGACGACAGCUCGCCGGAGCUCCGAGCAUCACCAGCUCGCUGGCAGUCGUGGCCAGCCGGCUCAUGGCCGCGCAGCAACUCCAGACGCGAGGAUACGCUACCCCGGCGGGCCCGCCUCCCAAAAACUUCCGCACGAGCAGGCACACCGAGUGGCCGUGGGACAAGGAGAAGACGCUGGACCGACUGGGCAAGUACUUCCUCUUGACCGAGAUGGCGAGAGGCAUGUACGUCCUGAUGGAACAGUUCUUCCGACCUCCAUACACCAUCUACUAUCCCUUCGAAAAGGGACCCAUUUCCCCCCGAUUCCGUGGAGAGCAUGCCCUCAGACGGUAUCCUUCUGGCGAAGAGCGCUGUAUCGCCUGCAAGCUCUGCGAAGCUAUCUGCCCUGCCCAGGCCAUCACCAUUGAGGCUGAAGAGCGUGCCGAUGGAUCCCGCCGAACAACCCGCUACGACAUCGACAUGACCAAGUGCAUCUACUGCGGCUUCUGCCAGGAAUCGUGCCCCGUUGACGCUAUUGUGGAGAGCCCCAACGCCGAAUAUGCCACCGAAACGAGAGAAGAGUUGCUCUACAACAAGGAGAAGCUUUUGUCCAACGGAGAUAAGUGGGAGCCUGAGCUGGCGGCUGCCAUUCGCGCGGAUGCGCCCUACCGAUAA
Molecule: messenger RNA, 963 nt
Organism: Metarhizium acridum CQMa 102
Lineage: Eukaryota; Fungi; Ascomycota; Sordariomycetes; Hypocreales; Clavicipitaceae
Product: ndufs8, ubiquinone oxidoreductase 23 kd subunit
Biological process (GO): mitochondrial electron transport, NADH to ubiquinone; mitochondrial respiratory chain complex I assembly
Cellular component (GO): membrane
Molecular function (GO): 4 iron, 4 sulfur cluster binding; NADH dehydrogenase activity
Source: RefSeq, a predicted model, not a curated record